This is a messenger RNA of Teleopsis dalmanni, 2091 nucleotides long. Its product is annotated as synaptic vesicle glycoprotein 2C-like. Gene Ontology annotation, molecular function: transmembrane transporter activity. NCBI's taxonomy places the organism in Eukaryota, Metazoa, Arthropoda, Insecta, Diptera, Diopsidae. Gene Ontology annotation, biological process: transmembrane transport. The coding region runs from base 392 to 1942 and encodes 516 amino acids. The transcript has 11 exons. The record is from RefSeq and is a predicted model, not a curated record.
UUCUUUAUUUUUAUUAUUUACUUUAUGAAAUCUUAAUUCGUGGUUUUGCUUAUGUCAUAGUUUUCUAAGACAAUAUAAUUAUAAUAUAUAAUACAAGAUUCUGCAGAAAAUUGUAUACCUGAAACAAGUUGCAUGGAACUUUCAAUCAUCUAUGGGAAUAGAAAAAUAUCCAAACACAUACAAAAAGGGAUAAUAAUUUUAGAAAUUACAAAGUUCCCAAUUCCUAAGCGAAAUGGGUGCUUAAUAUAGUUUCUAAUGAAAUUAAUAUCAAUUCAUCAAAGAAAAAACACACCUUAAGAUCAUUUAUGAAAAAACGCGUUCAAGAAGAGAAGACGUUUUAAAUGACUUUUAGGAAAAGCAGAUUUAUAUUGCACCAUUCCUUAUUCAACUGAUGGCUGAUGAGCCGCCAAGUGAUUUUGAGACAGCGAUGAAAAUUUGUGGAUUUGGAAAAUUUAAUAUAUACUUACUCUUAGUCAUUGUUAUAGCUAUUGCAGCAACAACGUUUGAAACCUCUUCUAUGUCCUAUAUACUGCCAACUGCUGAGUGUGAUCUGAGAUUAAGUUUACUGCAGAAAGGAAUAUUAAACGCAAUUACAUAUACAGGAACCAUACUAUCGGCUGUACCUUGGGGAUUUAUAGCUGAUACAAUGGGACGAAAACAAGUAAUAAUAUAUGGAUUACUUCUCGAUGGUGUGUUCACUAUGGGGGCAGCUUUAAGUCAAAACAUUACGCAGUUAAUGAUUUUUAAAUUUUUAGGAGGAUUUGCAGUUUGUGGACCGUUUGCUGUAAUAAUGUCCUACGUAUCUGAACUGCAUGGAAAAGACCAUCGUUCACAAGUUAUGAUGGUAGUCGGUCUAAUGAAAGGAACUGGAUUCCUUAUAUUACCUAUAUUAGCUUAUUUCAUUUUACCUUAUCAUAUUGCGUUUAAAAUAUGGGUAUUGAAGUUUCACACUUGGCAAAUAUUUGUUGCAACGACGGCUAUACCAAGUUUAAUAUCAGCUAUUUUAAUAGUUUUUUUACCCGAAAGUCCGAAAUUUCUAAUGACCAAAGGUAAAAAUGAAGAAGCUUUGAAAGUAUUUCAAAUAAUAUAUGCAGUUAAUACCGGACGUAAUAAAUCUGAAUAUCCGAUAAAGAUCUUGUCUAAUGAAGCUCCAUUUAGACCGCCAAGAGUUAGCAUUGACAGCAAUACAAAAUAUUUCAGAAGAAGAAGCAUUGAAGCACAACAAAAUCUUUCAGAAGGCUUUAAACAGUUGAGGCCUAUGUUCUCCAGCCCAUAUAUCGUGUUAGCUGUGUUUGUUUAUACAAUGAAUUUCUUCGUUAUUAUGGGUCAGAACACCUUACGGUUAUGGUUACCACAAAUAUUUGCUUCAUUAACCGAAUUUCAAGUUAAACAAACGACUACAAAUCCAAGUAUGUGCACUAUUUUGGAAUACAACGUCAAUAAAACCGAAUUAUUACGGUUUGAUGAAAUGACAGAAUGUGAUGUGCAUAUUAGUGCAGAAUCUUAUACUCCGAACAUUAUUGUUGCAGCAGUUGGGUUCUUUGGUUAUAUAGGUGUAGCAUUACUAGUUCCAUACCUUGGCACUAAAAAUAUAUUAAGUAUUGGACUGGGACUUUCUGUAUUAAGUAACUUCGGUAUGUUCUUGUCCUUUAAUUACCUCACGGUACUUCUAGCGUCAGCUGCAUUUAUAACAUUCAGCAGUAUUGCUGUUACGACAAUAAUAAAUGUAUCUGUUGAUGUUUUUCCUACAACAAUGAGAACAAUGGUUGUGGUACUCGUUAUGACUUUUGGACGUUUGGGUGCAGUAUUAGGAAAUGUUUUAUUCCCGGUAUUAAUAUCGCUUGGUUGCCUUCCGCCUUUUUUAACUGUUGGAGGUGUUAUUUUUGUUGCUUUAAUAAUAUCACUAUUCUUACCAAAUACUUCAAAAAUGGCGUUAAGAUGAUAUAUACCUUUAAGUGUAAGGCUUUCAAUAUAUUCGUGAGAUAUACCUUUAAGUGUGAGGCUUUCAAUAUAUUCGUACUAUACUUAAGAUUGUAUAUAUUUUAGCUUACUAUUAAGUUUAACUGAUACGUAUACAUUUUUAUUAAAAUA